AUGAGUGUGCUGCUACAGUUGCUGUUGCUCCCUCUAUUGGCGACGGCGUCGCCAGCCAUCGACCUCUCUCCGCCUGGGAACGAUGUCUGUCUCGACGAGUCCUCCAUCCGGUCUGUGGCGGCGAACCUCAACGCUAAUGCACCUGCCACCGGCUCCGACGUCUCCGAGAAGAAGGAUCUCCCGGUCUUCUUCUUCCACGGGCUCACGGGCAACAGCGGGGAAGUGCCGAUGGUUAUCGCUGCGGUGCACGAGGUGGUGGCAAGCGAUCAACGCUUCGCCGAUAUCUACAUCUUCAUCGGGCGUUCCCAAGGAGCGAUGAUAGCUCGCGCGGUGAUCGAGCAGAUGGACGACCACAAGGUGCACACGUACGUGAGCCUGGCAGGAGGAGUGAACGGCAUUUUCUACGGCCCUCAAGAGGCCGACCGCAACUCGAUCCACGACUUAGGAGCGGGCUUUGGCGCAGCCGUCCUGCCGCAAAAUCUGUUUGACUUUACGGGGUACACACCCGAGGGCUACAGAGGGAAGAUGCAAGCCGACUUUGCACGUCGAUGUAUGGACCCCAAGCUCCAGGCCACCUACUCCUACACGAACUUAGGACGAAUUCCAGUGCGUGACGUCUGGCUGGCGACUAACGAGUUCCUACCCAUGAUCAACAACGUGAAUAUUUGCGCGUGGUUUGAUUUCCACUGCCACUUGGAGAAGAUUCGCCGCAAAAACAACUUUCUGAGACUGAAGGAGGCGCAUUUCUUCGCUUCUCCGGACGAUGGCGCGGCGUCACCAUGGCAAAUGGGUCUGCUUGAACACUACAGCGAGGUUGAGACACUGGAAGAACUUGAGACUAGGUUCGAGAGCCUCACGAUCGUAGAGAUGCGUGAUACAGUCGAGUACAAGGACGACACGUACGGCUUGCGCACGCUGGAUGAAAGGGGAGCGUUGUUCCGCUACCCGGUCCCCGGGGUUCCGCACUGCUGUUGGUUGUAUGACACCCCCAAGUUUCACGAGGAGGGCUUGUGUAAGUUCCAUCCUGUUUUUGACGAGUACGUGUACAAGGUGCUUCGGUAG
Molecule: messenger RNA, 1062 nt
Organism: Phytophthora sojae
Lineage: Eukaryota; Oomycota; Peronosporomycetes; Peronosporales; Peronosporaceae
Exons: 2
Coding region: 1-1062 (353 amino acids)
Cellular component (GO): lysosome
Molecular function (GO): thiolester hydrolase activity
Source: RefSeq, a predicted model, not a curated record